UGAUUCGUAGGAAAGAAAAAUUGGUCCUUGUAUCUUAUCUAUUUGUUGGCCAUGUGUGUUUUGUAAGGAUGAAGAUUCAUAAAUUAAAUGUCAUAGGUACUUUUUAGGUUAUCUGUAAGCCUUAAUUACCUUUGUGUUCAUGAUGAAUACUCACUUCAGCCUUACUGGUCUUAUGCUGGUUUUGUUGUUGCAUUUGAACUGUUAUUCUUUAUCAAUUGAAUCUCCGGAUAUCACCACGGACCGAUUAGCUCUUCUGGCAUUGAAAACCUACAUUGAAGACCCUCAAAAUCUCUUGACGGCCAACUGGUCGAUGACGGCUUCUGUUUGUGAUUGGAUUGGUGUCACUUGUGGAUCCAAGCACCCCAGAGUCACUUCUCUGAUUCUUUCUAACAUGAGUCUUACCGGAACUAUCUCACCUCACUUGGGAAAUCUCUCAUUCCUUGCUCGGCUCGACGUCGAAAACAAUGGCUUCCGGGGCACGUUACCGAUGGAAUUGGCUAAUUUGCACCGGCUGAAAUAUAUCAGCUUUGGUAAGAACAACUUCAGUGGGGAAAUCCCUUCAUGGUUCCGUUCUUUGGCUAGACUUGAAUACUUGUUCCUGCAAGAUAACUAUUUCACAGGUGUUAUCCCGUCUUCUCUGUGCUAUUUGCCAAAGCUAGAGAUCUUGGAUCUCCAUCAAAAUAAUCUGAAAGGACAGAUUCCUGAAGAAAUCGGAAAUCUUCCUAGCUUGAAGACGUUAAAUUUGAAGAACAAUCAGAUUUCAGGUUCCAUACCUUCUUCAAUCUUCAACAUAUCUUCAUUACAAGAUGUUAAAUUCAAGAGCAAUUAUUUGAGUGGUUCAAUACCCUCAAUCCCAAACAACAUGUCUUCUCUCCAAAUCAUUGAUUUUGGAUGGAAUAACCUCACUGGUCAUCUCCCAUGGAAUAUGUUUGAUCCCCUUCCUCGACUUCAAGAGAUUUACUUGGAUAAGAACCAAUUUUCUGGUGAAAUCCCAGCUGGUUUAUUCAAGCAUGAACAACUGCAGGUUUUGUUCUUGUCUCACAAUCAAUUUGGGGGGACUGUGCCUGAAGGGCUAGGGAAUUUGACUACGCUCAAGCAACUGUUCGUUGGCUGGAACAACUUUAGAGGUGAAAUCCCGUGGCGGAUUGGGAAUCUUAUUGGACUGGAGAUGUUGAGCUUUAUACAUGGUGGAUUGGAAGGUCCCAUUCCUUCGUUUAUUGGGAACCUUAGUCUUCUUACUGUUCUUGAUUUAAGCUUUAAUAACUUCACAGGUACCAUUCCCAUUGAGAUUAGCAAUCUUCCAAAUCUGGACACCUUAUAUUUGGGAGACAACAUGCUCUCUGGUCCAAUCCCUCCUGCUAUCUUCAACAGUUCAACAAUGGUGUAUUUAUCACUGCAAACAAAUAGCCUUUCAGGUCAUCUUCCACCUACUCUUUGGCUUCCUCAACUUCAAAUCUUUUAUCUUUCAGGAAAUCAACUUUCUGGAGAAAUCCCUCCUUCUCUCUCCAAUGCCUCUGAUCUUACUAGUAUUGAUAUUCCAAAUAAUUCAUUCUCUGGAUCUUUACCGGAAUCAUUUGGAAACUUAAUAUAUCUUCAAAAUCUCAACCUUGCAUAUAAUAAGUUCUCCAAUAAACCUUCAAGUUUUAUCUCAUCUUUGACAAACUGUAGAUUCUUGAAGAACAUAUAUAUUGAUGAGAAUCCAUUAGUCAACACUAAUCUUCCUGCUUCAAUAGGGAACCUGUCGGUUUCUCUUGAUGUUUUCUCUGCUUCGGGGUGCAACAUCAAUGGCAGUAUCCCGAAAGAAAUCGGGAACUUAACUGCCUUGUUAAGCUUGAAUUUGGACAACAAUGAACUGAUGGGAACAAUUCCUACUACAGUUGGAAGAUUAAGAGAGCUGCAAUCUUUGUCUCUUCAAGACAAUGAUUUGGACGGAUCGAUUCCGGUUGAUAUAUGUCAUUUGGAGAGGUUUAGUUACUUAAUUCUCACCAACAACGAUCUCUCUGGAUCGAUUCCGGCUUGCUUGGGUAAUAUUACUUCUCUGAGAGAUCUUUUCUUAAGCUCUAACAGGUUCACAGGUUCAAUACCCUUGACUUUGACAAGGCUUGAAGAUAUCAUGCACCUCAAUUUAUCUUCGAAUUCUCUAAGUGGCCCGCUGCCGGAGAACAUCGGAAAAUGGCAGGUUGUCAUCGAUAUGGAUUUAUCAGGAAAUCAAUUAUAUGGUGAUAUCCCUGUUGGCAUUGGAGAUCUCAUAGGCAUAACUCAUCUCUCUUUGUCUAGUAAUAAAUUGCAGGGCUCUAUACCAGAGUCCAUAGCUAAAAUGAUAGUCUUGGAAUUCCUGGAUUUGUCGAGGAAUAAUCUGUCCGGAACGAUUCCCAGAUCCCUUGAAAAGCUUUUGAUGCUCAAAUAUUUCAAUGUCUCUUUCAAUAGGCUACAAGGGGAAGUUCCUAACGGAGGAGCAUUUUCGAACUACUCGAUUCAAUCAUUCAUGGGAAAUCAAGUAUUUUGUGGAGCUGCUCGAUUGCACCUGCCACCAUGCAAGAUUAAUGCACAUAGAAGUCGAUCCAGGAAGGUUAGAAAGCUUUUAGCGUAUAUUCUACCACCAGUAGCUUCCGCAACAAUGCUAGUACUGGCCUUGAUUAUCAUUUCUUUACGAAGCCGAAAAGGGAAAGCAAGCAUCCCAACUCAAGGAGAUGUUUUACCUUUAGCAACAUGGAGAAUGAUAUCAUACCACGAGCUUCAAGAAGCGACUGCAUGGUUUUGUGAGAGCAAUUUUCUCGGUGCGGGUAGUUUCGGCUCGGUCUACCGAGGAACACUAGCAGAUGGAACGAUUAUUGCAGUAAAGGUCUUCAAUGUGGAUUCGGAAAGAGCCUUCAAAAGUUUCGAAGUUGAAUGUGAGGUCCUGAGACAGAUUCUCCAUCGGAAUCUGGUCAAAAUCAUCAGCAGUUGUUGUAACCUUGAGUUUAAAGCUCUGGUACUUGAGUUCUUGCCUAAUGGAAGUCUAGAGAAAUGGUUGUAUUCUCACAACCAUUUUCUCGAUAUUUUACAGAGGUUGAACAUAAUGAUAGAUGUCGCAUCUGCAUUAGAGUAUCUCCAUCACGGCCUAACAACAUCCGUGGUGCACUGCGACAUAAAGCCGAGCAAUGUUCUUCUUGAUGGUGAUAUGGUUGCACAUCUAAGUGAUUUCGGAAUUUCGAAACUCCUAGGCGAAGAAGACUCAAUGAUACAAACCAUGACAAUGGCAACUAUUGGCUAUAUGGCACCAGAGUAUGGAGCUGAAGGGAUCAUUUCCAUAAAAGGCGAUGUAUAUAGUUUUGGUAUUCUUCUGCUGGAAACUUUCACAAGAAAAAGGCCAACGGACGAAAUGUUCUCGGAUGAGAUGAGCUUAAAGGAAUGGGUGAAACAAUGCUUACCAUCUACAUUAAUCCAAGUUGUGGAUACAAAUUUGCUAAGUUCUGGAGAGAGACAACAUUUGGCAGCAAAGGAUUGUGCUAUGUCCAUUUUUGCAACUAGCUGGAGAAUGUUCUGCAGAUUUACCAGAAGACAGAAUUGACAUGAACAACGUUGUUGUCAAGCUGAAGAAGGUCAAAACUAAGUUUCUAAAGGACAUACAAUGGGUUAGAUUGUUGUGAAAUUCGGGUUAAUUUCCACCAAUAACAGAU
Messenger RNA from Hibiscus syriacus, 3659 nucleotides. RefSeq names its product probable LRR receptor-like serine/threonine-protein kinase At3g47570. Gene Ontology annotation, biological process: protein phosphorylation. NCBI's taxonomy places the organism in Eukaryota, Viridiplantae, Streptophyta, Magnoliopsida, Malvales, Malvaceae. Gene Ontology annotation, molecular function: protein kinase activity; ATP binding; protein binding. The transcript is spliced from 3 exons. Bases 140 to 3550 code for a protein of 1136 amino acids. The record is from RefSeq and is a predicted model, not a curated record.